Molecule: messenger RNA, 1287 nt
Organism: Orbicella faveolata
Lineage: Eukaryota; Metazoa; Cnidaria; Anthozoa; Scleractinia; Merulinidae
Product: polycystin-1-like protein 2
Biological process (GO): detection of mechanical stimulus
Cellular component (GO): membrane
Molecular function (GO): calcium ion binding; protein binding; calcium channel activity
Source: RefSeq, a predicted model, not a curated record
GUGAUUUACAUGAUUUUUCCAGAAUAGUACGUUUCAAAGUUUGUUCAUUACGAUAAUGUGGGAAAUUAAAAUGUGUUUAUUACAGGUCAUCUCAAUCAACCUGUCGGAAAUUGUUCCUCUUGAUGUUUAAUGUUUCCUGAUUGAUCUCAUAAGUACUGAUAAAUGGAACUUCUAGACAUAUUAGACAGCCCGAGGCUUAAAACUCCACGUACUUGAAAUUAUUUUUCACGUCACGUCAACUGAAUUAUAUUGAUUCUGAUUUACAGUAACACCAAGUGAAAAGGAAGAAGAUCUUGCCCAAAUGAUGUACAUUGUUUGCUUACUGAUUUUGGUAGUCACAUGUCACGGUCAGGAGCAACAAAACUGUUCAGCGACAGAUGACUGUAGCAAAGCACUUGGUAUGGAAGACAACAGAAUUAAAAACUCACAAGUUACUGGAGGAUUUGCGUACAACGGCGACAAAGCGAACUUCGGCUCCCAGAAUGCUCGCCUACAUCAUCCUCGUGGCUUCAGAGCAGAACCGAAAACUUUUCCUCCAUCGGCUAACACGAUAGGAAUUCACUUUGCUGAGGAAAAGGUUAUCACUGCCAUAGCGACCCAAGGAUAUGGUGGUGAAUGGGUAACCAGCUUCAAUAUGUUUUACACCGACUCUCUUGGAAACCGGCAGUCUGUAAAAGACAUUGAAGGGAAGCUGCUGGUAAGAUAGAAAGGCCGAACAUUAACAUUCUAGUUAGCAAUAGUGACUGUGUUGCCUCAGUUCUGGUGAAAGCUGUUCCACUAACAGUGGCCAGAGAGGAAGUAGAUAUUUCAUCAGUUAAAAUGAUAUGUUUCCAUGUUUGCAACUGUCGUUUGAAAUUGCUUUUUAAAUGUUAACUCGAUCCUGAAUCUUAGGCCAUCCUGACCGUUAAAAAAAGUAAGUUUUGUUGAAAGGUCCAGUAUUGCUAACAAAGCCGUAGCCAGAAUUAGGAACAUUCAUGUCGAAGAAAUAUCAGGAAAAAAAAGAACAUUUAUUUCGCACUAUUUUCUAAUACAUAACCUCUUAUAGGUUCUUACAGGAUUUUACAGGAUCCUAAAUAACGAAUUAACUUCAAACGUUUUAUCAAGGCAAGGGUUUCGGAUCGCCUGUUUCUGACAACAGCCCUGGCUAAGAUCUGAGGGCACAGGUUGGGUUAGCAGAAAAUGGCCGAAAACGUGAAUGAUUAAAGAGCCGGCAGUUACAUACGUAUAUCGCUAUAAAAAGAAGCGGAACAAACUGGGGUAUAAAAUAAAAUAGCAUUAUUCGUAAGA